AUGCAACGGAAUCGUUUUCGGCAGCUCUCAACUGGUUUCGGUCAAGCGCUGGCCAUGGCGUUUCAGGACUUUCCAGGAGCCGGCUACCUCCGCCUACGUGGCCUACCUUUCAGUGCCGGUACGCGGGAGGUUUCCGAGUUCCUCGCAGAGUUUGGUAUAAUGGAGGAGAACAUCGCCCUGGGCAUGAACACCCAGGGACGGCCAAGUGGUGAGGCAUGGGUCCAGUUCCUCGACGUCCCAAGUGCUGAAGAAGCGAAGCGUCAAAAGGAUCGACAUCGGAUUGGCGGCCGUUACAUCGAGAUCUUCGCCACAUCACUCGAGGCUGCAAAUGCGGCCACCAGGAAUACCACGAGUGGUGGCGCAAACAUGACAAUUCCAGAUUUCCCCGGCUCAUCUUACCUUCGAUUGCGCGGGCUGCCGUACAGUGCUACACAAGCGGACGUUGCGGAGUUCUUCCAAGACUACGGGGUUACCACCGCGCAGGUGAUCAUGGGACAGGAAGGCAAGCUCUUGAUUCUAGCUGUUCCCCAUCCGGCUAUGGAUGGUUGA
This is a messenger RNA of Symbiodinium necroappetens, 549 nucleotides long. NCBI's taxonomy places the organism in Eukaryota, Dinophyceae, Suessiales, Symbiodiniaceae. The record is from the annotation of a GenBank genome assembly.